This is a messenger RNA of Gopherus evgoodei (Goodes thornscrub tortoise), 2840 nucleotides long. It is a transcript of the gene ZBTB8B, whose product is annotated as zinc finger and BTB domain containing 8B. The transcript has 4 exons. Gene Ontology annotation, molecular function: protein binding; RNA polymerase II cis-regulatory region sequence-specific DNA binding; DNA-binding transcription factor activity, RNA polymerase II-specific. Bases 85 to 1524 code for a protein of 479 amino acids. The record is from RefSeq and is a predicted model, not a curated record. Lineage: Eukaryota; Metazoa; Chordata; Testudines; Testudinidae. Gene Ontology annotation, biological process: regulation of transcription by RNA polymerase II.
GCGGGUCCGGCCCGGCGCGUGCGUCCGGUUCGGUAGCGCUGCGCAAGGGGCCGGGUAAAGUGAUCAGAAGCAGCAAUAGGAGAAAUGGAGAUGCAGUCAUAUUACACGAAACUCUUGGGAGAGCUCAAUGAGCAAAGAAAGAGGGAUUUUUUUUGUGACUGCAGUAUUAUUGUGGAAGGCAGGAUCUUCAAAGCUCACAAGAACAUUCUCUUUGCCAAUAGUGGCUACUUCAGAGCCCUAUUGAUUCAUUACAUUCAAGACAGUGGGCGACACAGCACCGCUUCUUUGGACAUUGUUACUUCAGAGGCCUUCUCCAUCAUCCUAGAUUUCCUUUAUUCAGGGAAGCUGGAUCUUUGUGGAGAAAAUGUUAUUGAGGUCAUGUCCGCAGCUAGCUACUUGCAGAUGACUGAUGUGGUCAAUUUUUGCAAAACAUACAUCAGGUCAUCGCUAGAUAUUUGCAGAAAAAUAGAGAGAGAAGCGGCUUUCUAUCAGGCUGAUAGCGGAAGCUCUAGUUCUGUCAGAGAGGGCACUUCCUAUGGUACAAAGAGCCAGUGCUCUGCCUCCGUCUCUUCUCUGCAAGAAAAGGAAAGGAUUUCUGAUUGUCAGAGAGAUCCUCCCUGUGGUGAAUGUAGCAGCUGCCACCCAAUGGAACUUGUGGUGAGAGACCCUGUAAGCAGUGAUUCUCCAGAUGACAUUAAUUCUUCUCUGCCCAAAGGGGUAGUAGAACCAAAAGUAGAAUUUGACUCUGAUGAAGUGGAAGUAGAAGUGGGUGAACGACUACAGCAGUAUCCAACUCCUUUAUCUCUCGAGCAGAUGGAAGAGGGGUUGCACAGUGGCCAGGCAAUGGACUUGGCCUGCAAUAACUAUCAUAUGAAACAGUUCCUGGAGGCCCUGCUACGCAAUAGUGCUGCUCAGAGAAAAGAUGAUGUGGUUCAUCACUUUGUUCGUGGCUUUGAGAGUAGGCCAGAAGAUGCAGGAGUGGCCAUGAGUUCCAUGAUGGACAUUCACAGCGACUGGUAUGGUGAGGAUACAGGUGAUGUGUUAGUUGUGCCAAUCAAGCUCCACAAAUGCCCAUUCUGUCCCUACACAGCUAAGCAGAAGGGAAUACUAAAACGGCACAUUCGCUCUCAUACAGGCGAGAGACCCUACCCUUGUGAGACAUGCGGCAAACGCUUCACCCGGCAGGAGCACCUUCGGAGUCAUGCUCUAAGUGUGCACCGAUCAAACAAGCCAAUUAUCUGCAAGGGUUGCAGAAGAACGUUCACAAGUAGCCUAUCACAGGGAUUACGGCGCUUUGGCUUGUGUGACAGCUGCACUUGUGUAACGACUACACAUGAGGAUUCAAUGCCCAUUAACCUCAGUCUGAUGGAACCGUCAUCAGAAGGUCAAGAAAAGGGUGAUACAGACAAUGAUUGGCCUAUAUAUGUCGAAUCUGGUGAGGAAAAUGAUCCGGCUGAUGAUGAUGAUGCUGAUGAUAAGCAGGAGAUCCAUAGAAGCUUAUCAGACCGAGAGGCACUUAUGUAGUAACAAAAGGAGAGUUGGCAGAUUUAAAGUGUCUCCCCUGUGAUUGGUCAUUCUACAGCAGAAAACUGUAUAUUUAACCAGUUUUGUGGAACUCUGUGUUUUUAUUACUAAAUUCCAGUUUUGAUAGAACAGGUGGGAAGAACUGGAUUUUGGAAUUUUGAAAUAUUUUUCUAACUUUUCAGUGCUGUGCACUAGAAUUCUGAGGGAAUUUUCUGUCCUGGAUAAGCAGAGGCUGUCUCCUUGCAAUCACGUGUUGUGCUUCUGUACCCUGGCUCUGAGGGAAGGAUAACAUUAUUUGCAGGUGAAGGAUCAUCAUGAUCAUUUGAUACUGAGUUUCCUUUCACAAUGCUGCCAUGGUCCCUCAAUCCUGGUCUCAAGGGGGCCAACCAUCAUCUUUCUAGGAAGAGAUGUGGAGAAAAUAAAUGUAGUUUUCAUCCUUAACCUUGGACUUCUCUAAACUGUUUUGCAAUCUCGUCCCUCUUAUGCUAGGAAAGUCCUGCCUGAAACUGUAAAUCCUAACUGUUUGUUUAAUCUUAAAAGUUUAGAAUAGGAUUUAACCUGGAAACCACGGUAAAUUACCAGGAGAACAAAUAUGUUGCAAAGGGAAGCAUAUUCAGUAGAGAAUCUUCACAGAUGUUUGUUCAUGUAUGUACUUAGAGAGCAAGCUUCUAUUUUUGGGCAGUUUUCACUGCAUUUCCAUCCAUGGAGAACAACAGAGCUUGGGCUGUGAUUCUUCUGGUCUGUAUUUAACGCCCAUUAGACAGUAGUCCAGGCCUGAGAACUACACAAAACACUUAUUCUGUGAUCUAGUAAAAUAGUGUCCGAAGUGCACUGGUCACUGAAGGAAGACUAAGUGCACUGCCCGCCUCUUUUCAACCAUUUACAGUAGAAGUUAUAACAUAGCAAUCUAGAAAAGUGGUUUCUUUAGUAGAUUAAAUAGUCAGAUUUACUGUUGAUCUAGCUGAAGUACAAUUCCAAAGAAAAAUCUGGACUACAUAUAUAACAUCAUCCCUGCAAACUAUUUUUGAAGAAGCCAGGUGAGACCCUUUGUAAAAUUAGAGACUCCCUGUAUGAAAACUUCCCUUUUCCUAAUGACAUUUUUCUUCUUAUAUAGUCAAAAAUAGUCUGAUGAUUCCUGUGAUGGUUUGUACCCUUUCAUUGUUUUAUGAAUUCAUCCAGGGACUGUCUCUUGUUAAAAUUCCAACUUGGACCCUGCAUUUUCCUUGUUGGACAGAUACAAGUUGGCUUUUGAAGGAGGGGAGAUUACUUUAGACUCAUAGACUUUAAAGUCAGAAGUUAUUUAAUUUACCUGUUCA